Molecule: messenger RNA, 1403 nt
Organism: Dermacentor andersoni
Lineage: Eukaryota; Metazoa; Arthropoda; Arachnida; Ixodida; Ixodidae
Source: RefSeq, a predicted model, not a curated record
GCCCGGCCGCGCGCACUCGCCGCGACGCCGAGCCGCAGCACGCCGGCACAACUCAGGUGCCAAGACGAGGAUGUGACGAUGAGGCGCGCCGUAGUGGGAGGCAAUCUUCGCGGCCGCCCCUUGCACGCGCAUCCACGUCACGGGGCCCCCGUCGGAGUUGCAAGUGGCGCCGGUAUCGAGCCCGCGACCUGGAGCUGAGCAGCGGAACGCAAGGGCUACCGCGGCGGGAUGGUAAGCUUGACUCACUUCCUCCGGCGCACUACAUCACCAGACUUGGAAUGGCGCCUGACACCGGCAAAAGAUGGCGAGAGCGAGUGGGGCUAUACUAAUCCAGGUAAAACCAAAUUAGGAAGACCCACUACGCUUCAACAAAGGCACUUCCUCACCAGAACAGGAAUUGGCCUCCCUGGUGCAGUGUUCGGCCACUACCUCCCUCGUGAUUUCUACAAUUAACCCAUGGCCCUCAAUCCACAGCAGCUGCGGAGCACCUGACCAAGGCGGCGGCGGCGAGAUUGAUGAGCCAGGGAGGAUGACGCCGGGCCCAGGACGACGGCAGCGCGAGCUGACCAUUCGUGCCAUCAAAGAGCGGGUGGACCUGCUCGUCGGAUAUUUUAGGCAGCAAGACACAGGCAACUUGAGAAAAUCCGGCACCGAGGAGCAAUAUGGAGAACGCGAGCAUCUGCUCCAAGAAGUGUCAGAUUUCAUGCGGAACACCGGGUAUGUGCCGAGGACCGUGCCGCGAAGAGCAAGCUGCAUGGGGCCACGGCGACCAGUCACAUCGAUGCCGUCGUCAACAGCGCAUGGCACGCGAGCUUAGGGACUGGGCCACGGCUUCAAUGGCCGCACUUCACACACCCGAGCAUGGACAGCUAAAUGGUGAGAGCUCUCCCUCGUACUUGCUGCUCUCAAUGUACGACGAGUGUACAGAGCCACCAGUUGGAGAAAUGGUUAGGGACCCUACUCGAGACGACAGCUGUGUGAGCAGGCUGACUCAAGAAGGCGCAGCCAUUCACUCACCACUGGACAACACACAAGCUGAGGAGACCACUGGAGACAGCGAUGCGCACCAGCAGGCUCAAGCGCCCACCCACAAGCCGGCGACACGUGCAAGCUGUCCCAACAGGAAUCAGAGGCCUCCAGGCUAUGGGACUUAAGCUCUUGCGAAGGAGAGAAGAGAACGAGUUUAUUCUCCGCCAGAAAGAAAUAGAUAUCCAACAGAAACGGCUUGACUAUGACGAAAGGUGCCUGGCCCUUGAAGAACGGAAGCAGGCGGCAGAAGAAGGGUGGCAGAAACUCGAUGCCCAGCGUCACGACGAAAAUAUAAAAAGGCUUCGCAGCAUUAAAACUGCGCUCGAGGAGCAGCGAAACCAAAUUAUGAGCCUUUUUAAAUAAAGUGCUUUCAC